GGGUGAGGAAAGGAUAAGGAGGUGUGCGAGUGAAUGUGCAGCCUCUUCCUCUCCCUCUCUUCAUUCGUUUUUCCCAGUGUCUCACUUCUCUCAGCAUUUCGAUCAUCAGAUUUGCUGUAAGCUGAACAAAGCAGAGAGAGGAGAAGAUAAACACAGAAGGAGUCAAGACAGAAGAAAUAAGGAUGAGUGAGAUGUAAAACCAGGCAUUCUGGAGAGAGACAAAACUUAAAACGUGGAGAGAAAGAAGGAAAAUGAGAGAGGUAGAGAAGGGAUUUAGGUAAUGCUACUAGAGAACAAGUAGGUAGGCUGGUGAAACUUAGCCUUCAGAAAAAAAAAAAUUGAGACAAGACAUUAUUUUAGCUAACAACAGAAGGGUAGGUGAGACAAGAAACAGAGAAACAAAGAACAAGACGGAGGAAGAGAUCCAGAUCUAAAGACAACAUCUCGAGGUACUUGGGGGAAGUUAGUCGUCCAGGAUGGAUAAAGUGGAACGUGUAAUGAAGAUGGUUAAGAGGAUGUCACCCAGAAAGAAGAGGAGAGAAGGAGGAAAAGGAGGGCAGGGGGAUCUGGAGAGUCCAGAGACCCUGUGCGAUGAACUGUGCCAUUUCAACCUCUGCAUCUCAGAUGAGGGGCCAUAUGGAAAAACAAAAGAUAUCUCUGGACCAGAACACACCAUGACUUUGAGAAGGCACAGUAUACCAGAAGCUCUGCGGGGGGUGACCAUGGUGGAACUGGUAAAGAAAGAAGGUAGCACUCUUGGACUAACCAUCUCAGGAGGAACUGACAAGGAUGGGAAACCACGGGUAUCAAAUCUACGGCCAGGGGGGCUGGCAGCCAGGAGUGACCAGCUUAAUGUUGGGGAUUACAUCAAGUCUGUGAACGGCAUCAAUCUGACCAAACUGAGGCAUGAAGAAAUUAUUAGUUUAUUAAAGAAUGUUGGAGAGAGAGUCCUGUUAGAGGUGGAGUAUGAGCUGCCCCCAACAGCACCAGACAGCACCUCAGGGGUUAUAUCGAAGACAAUCGACAUCUGUUUGCACAAAGAGGGAAGCAGCUUUGGUUUUGUCAUGAGAGGUGGUACGCAUGAGGACUGGCACAAGUCACGCCCCCUAGUUAUCACCUAUGUAAGACCAGGAGGUCCUGCAGAUAGAGAAGGCACACUGCGUCCUGGUGACCGCCUCCUCAGUGUGGAUGGUGUUCCUUUACACAGUGCCAGCCACAACGACGCCCUCAGUGUGUUGGCUCAGUGUGGCCAAGAAGCCCUGUUCCAGAUAGAGUACGACGUCACAAUAAUGGAUACAGUGGCAAAUGCCUCUGGUCCGCUAUUGGUGGAAAUCGCAAAGUCACCAGGAGCAACACUGGGGAUCACACUGACGUCAGCCAAUCAUCGAAACAAGCAGGUCAUUGUCAUUGACCGGGUUAAACCCGGCAGCGUAGUGGACAGAUGUGGAGCAUUGCAUCCUGGAGAUCACCUGCUUUCCAUAGAUGGGACAUCAACAGAACACUGUACAGUCUUGGAGGCAACACAGUUAUUAGCAAGCACAACUGAACUGGUCAAGUUAGAAAUCCUUCCCUCACAUCAAACAAGGCUAGCCGGGAAGCAGCAUGACACAGUGAAGGUCCAGAAAUCAGACUAUCCGCACAACUGGGACCCCUGUAUAAACUACUGUCACCCUCAAAACUCAACCAUCUGCAACACAAGUUCCACCCUCAACAAGUUGUGGACCCCAUCCAAUAACAACACAAUCAACAGCCUAGACUACUGCAAGUCUCUUGUAUGUGCCAGUUUCUCUACCAGCUCUACAACGACAUCAGGCCCCAGUAGCCAGAGCUCAAACACAUUGCCUAGGCCGGCAGUUCCCAUGAGUCCUCGCAACUCGCUGCUCAAACGACGCCAGAGGAAGAAAGAGCACAAAAGUUGCUUGUCUCUGGCAUCAAGUUCAGUAGGUCCUGGUGGUCAGGUGGUCCACGUGGAGACAAGUGAGGUCGUGUUAACAGGUGAUCCACUCAACGGCUUUGGAGUGCAGCUGCAGGGAGGAAUAUUUGCAACUGAAACACUCUCUGCACCACCACUCAUUCGAUUCAUAGAGCCUGACAGUUCAGCAGAAAGGUGUGGCCUGCUGCAGGUUGGAGACCGCCUUUUGUCAAUCAAUGGAAUCCCCACAGAAGAUGGAACACUUGAAGAAGCCAAUCAACUUCUCAGAGACGCUGCCUUGACCAAUAAGGUCACACUGGAGAUCGAGUUUGAUGUUGCAGAGUCAGUGGUGCCUAGUAGUGGUACCUUCCAUGUCAAGCUGCCAAAGAAAAGAGGUGUGGAGCUGGGACUCACCAUCAGUGCCAGCAAGAAGCCCGGAGAGCCCCUCAUUAUUUCUGACAUCAAGAAAGGCAGCAUGGCUCACAGAACUGGAACUCUGGAGCCCGGUGAUAAGCUUUUGGCGAUUGACAACAUCAGGCUGGAGAAUUGUUCCAAGGAAGAUGCAGAGCAUAUUCUUCAGCAGUGCGAGGAACUGGUUAAACUAAAGAUACGCAAAGAUGAGGACAACUCAGAUGAGCAGGAGACGUCGGGCAGCAUUAUCUACACUGUGGAGCUGAAGCGAUAUGGAGGCCCUCUGGGUAUAACCAUCUCAGGCACAGAGGAGCCUUUUGACCCCAUCACUAUAUCAGGCCUAACCAAACGAGGCCUGGCAGAGAGGACAGGUGCUAUUCAUGUAGGUGACCGGAUAUUGGCCAUCAACAGUGUCAGUCUAAAAGGGAAACCACUGAGCGAAGCCAUCCACCUGCUCCAGAUGGCCGGAGAGACGGUGACCCUCAAAAUUAAAAAACAGCUAGACAAUUUGGAUUUGGAGAACAGGAAAGCAGCAGAUGCUGAUGAUGCAACAGAGAAUGAGGUUAGUGAUCCAGAGGAGGAUGAUUUGACAGACAGCCAACAGACCAAUAAGCUGUCAGAACUUUAUUCCACAACUAUACCGAGUGUGGACUCUGCCAUGGAGUCCUGGGACAGUUCUGGACUGGAUGCAGGAUACGGCAGCCAAGGUACAUACACACAUCAAGGAGUGGGCAUCGCCCUCCACCCACAUGAGUGGCGUAGCGUCAAGCAGCAAUGUAGCACAACGCCCCCUCCUGGAAGAAGGAAGAACUAUCCGUUUAGUGAUGGAGGCUUCAGUGAGGAUGAGUGGGACAAACCACCAGGAUUUAUUGGCCAACAACCAGAUGGUAUUCUGUUGGAUCCGGAUGACAGUUUUUGGUGUCAGGCUCUCGAAGACCUGGAGACUUGUGGCCAGUCUGAACUUCUCAGAGAGAUAGAGGCUUCCAUCAUGACGGGUACAGCCAUCAGUCUGGGUGUAGAUGGUGUGAACAAACCUCCAGUUGAGCCUAUCCUGAGCCACAAUAGGAUAAGCCCAUUGCGAAGAAAUUCACUCCUUCAUCAAGCUAACGUGCUGCAUCAGAAUUCACACCUCCACCCAGGGGUCCACUUGCACGAGGACGCCCAUCUGCAUGAAGAGGCCCACAUCCAUCAAGACUCCCACUUGCUUGAGGAGACCCAUUUUAACCAGGAUGCACACCUCCAUCAUGGAGCCCACAACCACCAAGAGAUGCAGUCCCCCCUUCUGCACCAUGAUCCGAAGCUCAAGGCUUCAUUAAGGGUAUCAGAGAGAACGUGGGAGUCUCGUCGGAUCAAAGAGGAAAUGCAGGGAAUCCUUUCUCCAACUCCUCUGGAGCUGCACAAAGUAACAGUGAUAAAGGACCCAGAGAGUGAUGACUUUGGCUUUAGCGUGUCGGACGGCUUCUUGGAAAAAGGUGUUUAUGUCAACAUGAUCCGACCCGAUGGGCCAGCCGACAGAGCUGGACUGAAACCCUUCGACAGGAUCCUGCAGGUGAACCAUGUCAGAACGAGAGACUUUGAUUGCUGCUUAGCGGUGCCCCUCAUCACAGAGGCUGGAGACAGACUGGAGCUGGUCAUUAGCAGAAACCCCCUGGCUAGCGACAAUCCAGAAGAUAAUAACAACACUUUAGACCACCCCUUAGAUCUGUAAUAACCAAUGCAAACAAACAUACACAAUGUCAGAUAAACUCUUUUUAAAUUCACAUGAACACUACAAGUCAUAAAGUGUGAAACUUUUUAUUGUGACUGGCCUGGAAAUAAACACAGGCUAGCAAUAAUUCUACAUAUACAGAGACUGAAAACAUUGAAAUAAAAAGAAAAACACAUUGCAUGCAUUCAUUCCAUUUACACUGCGUUGUAUUGCUGUUAUACAGUAUAUUCUUUAUAUUAAAAAAAAAUUUGAAAUAUGGCUACAAUAUAAAAAAAGCACCAAAAGGUUUCUUGACAGCCAACAAGGAGUUCUCAAUGUUGUUCCACAAUCACCAUGACAAGUAAAUAGCAUUAAAAGUGUAAAUUUCAAAAAAUCUGAAUCUUUUUCUUUUUUAUUUACAAGUGAAUGAAAAUCUAGUAAAUGGUUAAGGUGAUUUUUAAAUUUUUGUUUUUUUUUCAAAAAUGCAUGGGUCAUGUUACAAAAUGUAUGUGAUUUGAAGAAGGAAAACUGAAUUCUGUGUCUGGUUGCAUAGUAAGACUAAACAUAGAAAACUGUAGGUAUUAUCUAUCUAAAAUUAGAAUAAUGAAAUCUACUCUCCAAUAAAAGUUAUUUUUAAUGGAUAUUGUUUUCUCAGUACUGUGAAUGGGCAGGUGUCCACAUUAAUGUCAUGGAAAAACCAUUUGUCAGUAUCAACAAAUAAGCACUUAGAACUAUUUUUAUAAAUAUGAUAUCCUCUUUCUGUUUUUAUGCCUGAUGUUGAGAUAUAGCUAAAUUCUCCAUUUUAGAGGCCAAAAACUAUCAACACCCUGUGAACUCAGUUUUUUUUUUUUUUUUUUGUCUAAAAAGUUAAAGGGUUAUACUGCUCUUGUUUGAACAGCAAAUUUACAAGUUACAAAAAUCUUACUUUCAACAGGAAAGAUGGAUCUAAUAACAUUACCAGAUCUGACUUAUGACCUGCAAGGCAACUGCAGAGAAACAUUAGCCACUAUAAAUGCGUUUUACAAAGAACUCAUGUUGCUUUUAAAGGUUAAGCAAAAUGUUUUUUUAUAGUAGAUUUAAAGCCCAGUCAAAAAGAGAAAUAAGAAAACUUAACAUUGUUCAUUUGUAAGUUUAUUCUAAAAUAUCUUUAAAAAAGUUUUUAAUGUGAUUUUCGUUUAUCUUUAUAUACAAGUAUAAUUUUCUUUACAGUGGUGUUUUUCACAGCUAUGCAUGGACACAUUAAGGCACAGUUACAAUGCUGCGAAAAAAUAUUUAAUCCCUUUCUGAUUUCAGCUGUUUUUCCAUUUGUUCACACAUAAAUGUUUCAGAUCUUUAAACAAUUUUUAAUAUCAGAGAUAAAUAAUCCAACUAAAUGUAAAAAGCAGUUUUGAAAUUAUCAUUUCAUUUAUUAAGGGAAAAAAGUUAUUCAAACCAACCUGUGAUUGCCUAAUAAAUAAAUAAAUAAUAUUAAAAAAAAAAAAAAAAAAAGAAAACCUAAGAACUGGGUUUUUCAACCUUGGCAGCAACCACUACCAUCAAGUGUUUUUGAUUACAAGCAAUGAGUCUUUUACAUCACUGUGGAUGAAUUUUGACCCACUCUUCUAUGCAGAAUUGUUUGAACUCAUCCACAUUUAGAGGGCUUUCCAGCAUGAAUAGUCUGUUUAAAACCUUCUUUUUCCUUUUAACCCACUUGAAGAUGGACCUACUGGUGUGCUUUGCAUCAUUGUCCUGUUACUUAACACAAGUGAGCUUUAGCGUAAGGCCCCAAACAUAUUCACCUCUAGGAGUUUAGAGAGCAGAAUUCAUGGUUCGAUUAAUGAUGCCAAGUUGUCCUGCUACUGAAGAAGUACAGAAGCCCCAUCCAUCCAAAUACUUCGACCAUGUCUGACUACCAGUAUGAGGCUGUGUUAGUUUAAUACCAGAUAUAAAGAGAGACACGUCUUUCAAAAAGUUAACUUUUGUCAGUCCACACAAUAUUUCGCAAAAGUUUUGUCAGGAUUUUUUGUCAGGAUGUUUUUUGGUAAAUGUGAGAUGGGCCUUUGUUUAAUUUUUGGUCAGCAUGGGUUCUGGCCAUGGAAGCCAUUUUCCCCAGUCUCUUUCUUAUUGUUAAAUCAUGAACUCUAACUUUACCCGAGACAAGUGAGGCCUGCAGAACUUUAGAUCUUCUUCUGGGUUACGAUGCGUCAAUGAUCUCUUGGGGUAACUGAGGUAGAUCGACCAAGCUGGGAAAGGUUCACCAGUACUCCAUGUUUUGUCUAUUUUUGGAUAAUAUGCCCCUUUUCCACGGGCUCUAUUUAGGCUGCGUGGCUCCACUCCACCCGAUCUCGCUCUACUCCCCACAGAACCUGUUGUGUUUCCAUCGACUCACUCAGUGUCUCAGCAUGGUAAUAACAAGAACAAGGACUUUAAAGUGCAAAACUAUGACCGAGGUAAAUACAGUUUUAGGUUGGAUGUUAGAAAUUGGAUAUUUGUGCUCUGCAGAUUUAGCGGGGUCUUCCUCCUAUUUGACCUGAUGCAGGCAGUCUGAUUACGGGCAACUGCUCUCUGCCUGCUCCCUCCUCCUGCACAGACUGGUUCGCCUAAGGGCCAUCAAUAAACUUGCGAACCAAACACAUUGUAUCAUGGUGGUAUUGUUUUGUGUGUUUUGGGGAAAAUGUAUAUGCAUCUGAAAGGAUGAUUUUAUGUGUGAUCAGCUGAUUUAGGAUGUUAUUCAAUACUCCAAAGGUCCGGCCGUGAUCAACCAUGGGUGUGGCGAGUAAAAUCUAACCAAAAAUGUGGUUAAUCACUGUUAAUUUGCUAUUUAAAAAAGGAGGUAAUAGGUUUUCCACAUAGAGCCAGGUUGGCCUGGAUAGCUUACUCCCUUAAUACAUGAAAUAAUUAUUAGAAACCUGCUUUUUGUGAUUUCUCAGGUAAUCAUUGUCUGAUAAUCAGUUUUGUUUGUGAUAUGAAACAUUUAGGUUUGAGAAGAAGCAAAAAAACAAGAAGAAAUCUGCAAAGGGGUAAAUACAAUUUCACAGCACUGUAUAGCUUGGCUGUAGGGUACAUAAGGAUGUGGGAAAAAUACAACAUACAAAUGAUGAACACAAGAACAUUUGUGUGUAACAGAGGAGAGAGCAGCCUUUGUCCGGGGACAAACAGUGAAUGUUUGACAGCAACAAUUACAUCCUCUGUUCCUUUAAACUGUCUGUCUUACUCUUUCAUCAUGCUAUUAUAUAAUACAGUAAGACUCCAGCUGCUCCCCUUGAGUUAAACCACAUGUGCAAGAAAGGUGGGAUGUAUGUGCUGCAUAACUGCUAUUUACUUCUGUUAGUGUAAAUGUAGAGGUUUAGAAUGGUUCCAGUUUUACUUUUUAUUGUUAUUUUUCAUUUUUACACAGUGGAUGUUAUGAAAAAUAGGUGGUAUUAAUUUUAUUGUUCAGCUGUGAUGUUUUCAGCAUUAAGAGCAAUUCACUUUCUCCUCUGAAACCCACAUUAGAUUUAAAACAGUAUAAACUGGAUGCACAUAAGAAAAAUGAGGACAUUUAUUUUUUUGCCAACCGUCCACACAGAAUAAAAAGCACACUGUGGAAUUUCAUACUCUGUAUUUUCUUGUAAAACUAAACAAAAAUGUGUGAGUGUGUCAAGUGGCCAAAAAAGAUAUAAAUAAAUGAAAAUAAAAAACUGUAAAGUAAGGUAAAAAAUGAGAAUGCAAGUAAAGCCUUUUGAAAGGUUUGGAUUGUAUUUGUGUUUGAUCAUUCAAGCUUCAUAUGUGUUUCCAGGUUGGUUUAAAGUCCAAUCCAAAACCGUGGGUUCCAUGUCAAAAAUAAAGUUUACAACUGUCAUCCCACCCAUAUAACACAAUUAUUUGCACUUUUACAGUUUAUUGGGGUAUUAGAGUACAGAAAAACAGGUUUUUACUGUUUAUGUUUGUUAAUUUAUAAGGAUUACCUUAUCUCAUGCCAAAAAAAUAUAUAUUUUCUUAUACUGGCUGGUUGUCAUGACCUUCUAAACCCAGUCGACAAGUUCUUACAUAACGUGACAUUUAUUAUGUCAUAAGCUGCACUAGGGUAUUCUUGCAUUCCUCAAGCUUUUCCCUGCGCUUGUUUUAAUUCAGUAUUUUGGAGUUUCAUGGUUCAUCUAGGCACAUGCAAAUUCAAGUCCCUUGGCCACUGACAACAGCCAAGCCAUGGCAUUCAGAUGUAGCAAUUGUCCCAUUCUAGAUAAUUGUAGCUUUGGUACAAGGACAGUAACUGUUAUCCUUGUACCAAAGCUACAAUUGCCCUACAUUUUAAGGUCAAAUAAUAACUACUGACUGCCAAGAAUCUAAAAAUUAGUUUGAGAUCAUAAUGCCAAAUCAGCUGUUAACUAGCUGCUUUUUCAUCUUAGCUAAAGUUAAAGAUGAUUUUAUUGAACAAAUGGCUACAUUUAGAAACCUAUAUUAGACACCAGCAAAAUAUUCAAUAAUCCAGUCUGCAACAAUUACUGUAUAAUAAAAAAAGAUUGAAUUUCUGGAAUUCUAGCCAGCUGUACCUGAGAAUUAUAUAAUUGUUUGUUAACUGUGUGGCCACCUUUCCCCAUGUUCACUUUAUUGAUACCUGCUUUCUGAAUUAUUAAUUAAAUCCAAGGAAACCUGUAAUUUGUUUCUGCUUUUAACAUGCUGAUAUGUCAGUCUUUAUUAUGAUUCUGGAUUUGGCCAUUAGUAGUACUAUUGAUAUUAUGUUUUUUUGUUUGUUUUUGAUUAUGUAACGUUCUAUACUAUGUAAAAAAAUAUUUUUCUAUAAUACUUAUACCCUUCAAAACAUGGUUUGAAAAUUCUGAAAAAAUACAAGAUGAGAAAUAAAAUGUAUAACUUUG
Messenger RNA from Girardinichthys multiradiatus, 8842 nucleotides. RefSeq names its product glutamate receptor-interacting protein 2-like. Gene Ontology annotation, biological process: neurotransmitter receptor transport, endosome to postsynaptic membrane. The transcript has 25 exons. Bases 477 to 4031 code for a protein of 1184 amino acids. NCBI's taxonomy places the organism in Eukaryota, Metazoa, Chordata, Actinopteri, Cyprinodontiformes, Goodeidae. Gene Ontology annotation, molecular function: protein binding. The record is from RefSeq and is a predicted model, not a curated record.